This is a messenger RNA of Penaeus indicus, 8867 nucleotides long. It is a transcript of the gene Col4a1, whose product is annotated as collagen alpha-2(IV) chain-like. The coding region runs from base 202 to 6639 and encodes 2145 amino acids. The transcript is spliced from 32 exons. Gene Ontology annotation, cellular component: collagen trimer; extracellular matrix. The record is from RefSeq and is a predicted model, not a curated record. NCBI's taxonomy places the organism in Eukaryota, Metazoa, Arthropoda, Malacostraca, Decapoda, Penaeidae. Gene Ontology annotation, molecular function: extracellular matrix structural constituent.
CGGCCGUCGGGGAAAGGUGGUGCCGCUCUCGCUCUUUCCUCUCCUUAUUUUACAUAUAUCAUCCCUUUUUUUUUUUUUUUGAAGCCGAAGCUACAAAUAUAUUUCUUUUCUCGGAUAAUUUAAUUUUUUUUUUGUAAUAUAUAUAUCGUUUUAUGGGUAUUUGACCUGUGGUGACCUCAAGACUAGCAUGCGUUUAUAACAAUGGGAACUUCGCUUCGAAAUUUUGUGCUAUGCACAGUUUUAGUCCUCAGUUUCCAAAUAAACUUCGUAAAAACGCAAUCAUGGUUCUUCGGCAGCGACGACAGUGAAACCUCCACGCAAGCCUCCCAGUCAGCCGACUACGCGCAGGGAGAAGCAGACUACUAUGACGGAGACUACACAACUAAUCCCUUGAAGAACGACUCGGACACUAGUGGGUUCUCUCUCUCGUACGGAGGCUCGUCCUCGGGGGUUUCCGGAAGCCUAGGAUUUUCCGGAGAAGGAGGUGGAGCAGCAUCGGGGGCGUCUGGAUCGAGUUCGAGUAGCAGUUCGAGGACUUACUACUCGUCUGAUGGAGGUUACGAAGGUUCCUACUCGUCCGACGGAGGCUACGAGAGUUCCUACUCGUCGAGUGGGACAGCUGGAGGCUCGAGGGGAUCCUAUUCGUCGAGUGGGACAGCUGGAAGCUCAAGGGGAUCCUAUUCUUCAAGUGGGACAGCUGGAGGCUCGGGUGGAUCCUACUCCUCAGAGGGCGAAUCCUCAGACGGCUACUACUCGGAGGAUUCCACGUCCUACGAUGGGGAGAACCGACGCGACUCUUCCAGGGACCGGGGCUACGGGUCGGGUAGGGUCUACACUUCCUCCAGUUCGAGCUCCUUCGAGUCGUCCAGAUCUGGUUCCGGAUACCAGGGCGGCGUGGUAGGGAGUCGCCGAGAGUACGGAGGCGCUGGGGACGGUUCGUACGGUUCUGGAAGCGCCGGAGGAAGCUACGGAGGCGAAGGAGAUGGUUCCUACGGUUCUGGAAGCGCAGGAGGAAACUACGGAAUAGUUGGAGAAGGCUUGUACAGGUCUCGAGAUGGUUCGUACAGCUCUGGAAGUGCUGGAGGUGGCUACGGAGGCGCUGGGGAUGGUUCGUACAGCUCUGGAGGCGCAGGAGGUGGCUACGGAGGCGCUGGUGAUGGUUCAUAUGGUUCUGGAGGCGCAGGAGGUGGCUACGGAGGCGCUGGGGAUGGUUCGUACGAGAGCUCCUACAGCUACGGAAGCGCGUCGGGAGGUGCUGAAGGAGGCUAUGCUGGAUCUUACGGAGGCGGCAGCUCGUCCCAGGCUCAAGUGGGAGCUCGUCCUCGACCUCAGCCUCGACCUCGACAGAAUUGCAGCGGGAGAGACUGUAGCAAUUGCACUUGCAUCGGAGAGAAGGGAUCGAGGGGCGUCCCCGGCCCCCCCGGCCCUCAGGGCGAGAAGGGCCAGCAGGGAUUCCCAGGGAUGGAGGGGCUGAUCGGCCCUAAGGGACAGAAGGGCGCGCCUGGACCUCAGGGACCUACUGGGCCUAAGGGUGAUAGGGGCAAAAUGGGUCUGAACGGCUUCCCGGGCAUCAACGGCAUACCCGGCAUCCCAGGUCUCCCAGGGCCGCCAGGUCCGGCGGGUCUCGACGGCUGCAACGGCACAGAUGGCGUCCCCGGCCUGCCAGGUCCCUCGGGAAGUCCAGGACCCCGUGGCUUUAGAGGCCCUGAAGGGAUUAAGGGACAAAAAGGCGAACCGGCAGCUGUUCCUCCAGGUCAGAUUAAGGGCGAGAAGGGAGAACCAGGGCGUGAUGGGCGUCAGGGACUUCAGGGACCUAUUGGACCUCCUGGACCAAGGGGCGUGGAUGGUUUUAGGGGAGAGACCGGACCUAAGGGUGACCGCGGCCCCGAAGGUCAGAAAGGUCAGAAGGGUCAAAUGGGCCUGAGUUUCGAGGCAAAACAAGGCCCUAAGGGCGAUAAGGGACAGAAGGGCGAAGCAACACCAUGCAGCGAAUACGCGGGCGGAAACUGUACCACGGAAGUCAUUGUCGGUCUACCAGGCGAGCCAGGGAUCCCAGGGCAGCCCGGCCCUAAGGGAGACAAAGGACCCCAAGGGGACAGAGGCCUACCAGGACCUCGAGGCACGAAGGGAGAAAAGGGACUGCCAGGGUAUCCAGGACCGCCGGGCCGAGAGGGCGUCGCUGGCCCCCCAGGACCGAACGGCUUCAAGGGCGACCGAGGACCUGACGGACUGGACGGACUGCCAGGUCUUAAGGGUGAUAAGGGCACUUCAGGUCUGCCAGGGCGAGACGGAACUCCGGGUGAUAGAGGACCGCCUGGCCCUUCUGUGGGCGGCGAGCGAGGACCCCCCGGCCCCCCCGGCCCCCAGGGACCCCCAGGCCCGAAAGGACGGGAUGGUUUGGACGGGCUUCCGGGAGGUAGGGGCCCCCCGGGGGUACCCGGUGGCCCAGGGCAGCCGGGAAAUCCAGGAAGGGAGGGACUGCCCGGCCCUAAGGGCGCGAAGGGAGAUGGUGGAAGGCCAGGUUCCCCAGGAGCGGAGGGACCCCCCGGCCUACCCGGGGAGAGGGGGGUAUCCGGCCUCCCUGGCCCUAAGGGAGACAAAGGAUUCGCCAUUCCGGGCACCCCCGGACGCGACGGAAGACCAGGACUCGACGGAACCCCAGGAGUGAGAGGCGCCCCAGGUCCUAUGGGUCCCAGGGGCAUCCCAGGAGACAGCAUCGACGGCAUCCCGGGCUCUCAAGGGGAACCCGGGGACGUGGGACAGCCUGGUGUUCCUGGAACUCCCGGAAGAGAUGGAAUUCCUGGACGCAACGGCGAAAAGGGUGACCGCGGCCUGGACUGCGAGUGUGGCGAGUGUGAGAAAGGUGUUAAGGGUGACACUGGCCCUGAGGGACUCCCAGGGCCACCCGGUCUACGAGGUCCCCCAGGGGCUAUUGGCUACCCUGGAGAGAGGGGGGAGGACGGCCAGCCGGGACCCGCGGGAUUGCCAGGGAAGGAGGGCCUACCGGGCAAGCCAGGUCUCUCCGGCCCUAAAGGCGAGAAGGGAGAGGCCGCCUUCGCUCGCCCCGGUCCCCCUGGCCCUAAGGGUGACCGUGGUAGCCCUGGAUUUAGAGGCAUCGACGGGGUGAAGGGAGAAAGGGGCUUCCCUGGACGCGAUGGGAUUCAGGGACUUCCAGGACUUAAGGGAGAUAAGGGCGACCCUGGGUUUGAUGGUCGACCAGGUACCCCCGGCCGCCCGGGUAUCGACGGCCGACCUGGCUUUUGCGAGAAGGGACAGGCCGGCAUCGACGGAGGGAAGGGAGACAAAGGAGAGAGAGGAGAGAGAGGCCUCCCUGGACGAGACAUGAAGCCCGAGGAAUACCUAAAUUCUCUCUUCUUUUUCACCCUAAAUUCCUUCUUUUCACAACAUUUACCGACGCAGACGGCGAAAAGGGUGACCGCGGUCCUGGACUGUGGCGAGUGUGGCGAGUGUGAGAAAGGUGUUAAGGGUGACACUGGCUCUGAGGGACUCCCAGGGCCCCCCGGUCUACGAGUCCCCCAGGGCUUUUUGGCUACCCUGUAUAGAGGGGGAGGACGGCCAGCCGGGACCCGCGGAUUGCCAGGAAGGAGGCGAGAAGGUAGAGGUCCGCCCUCGCUCGCCCCGGUCCCCCUGGACCAUAAGGGUGUGACCGUGGUAGCACCUGGAUUUAGAGGCAUCGACGGGGGAAGCCCAGGCAUUCAGGGCAACCGAGGGCAGCCAGGUCCCCCAGGGCAGCAAGGGCUACCGGGACCGAGAGGCGAGAAGGGAAAUCUUGGCAUUAUUGGUGCCACUGGCGAGAGAGGUCAGCCAGGUCAGCCAGGGAUUCCAGGUCUCGUCGGGGCGAAAGGUCCCAAGGGUGAUACAGGGCGCCCAGGUUACGGCAUUCCAGGUCAGCCAGGUCUCCCAGGAAUUAAGGGCGAACAGGGCCUUCCCGGUCUCCCUGGAAAGACAGGAGCGGCAGGAGUGCAAGGUUCCCCCGGUCUGCCAGGGCGCAAGGGAGAGAAGGGCCUCGCAGGUCUGGACGGUCUGAACGGCAUGAAGGGCGAGAAGGGAAACACAGGUCUUCCAGGGCCUAUUGGUCCGACUGGUCCUCGCGGUCUGCCUGGUCUCGACGGCGUUAAGGGUUCGCCAGGUCUCCGCGGUCCCCCCGGCGCCGCUGGAGUUGUAGGUUUCCCUGGCCCUAAGGGAGACGCAGGGAGACCAGGCUUACCGGGGAAAGACGGCCUGCCCGGUCCACUGGGGCCUCCUGGUCUCCCAGGUCAGCCAGGUCUCGACGGACAACCAGGACUGAAGGGUGACAAAGGCAACAUGGGCAUAGCAGGUUUUCCAGGUACACCAGGUCAAGACGGAAGGCCAGGUCAGGUCGGACUACCAGGGCCUAAGGGAAAUCAGGGCUUGCCAGGUCAGCCCGGAUUAUCAGGUCAACCGGGACCAGAAGGACUUAGGGGAGAGAAGGGAGAUAGAGGAUUCUUGGGCCCGCCGGGCAUCCCAGGCGCAGCGGCAGAUAAGGGCGAGCGUGGACUCCCCGGCCCUAAGGGGAACCCUGGUCUCGACGGCCGCCCUGGUGCCCCCGGUCCCUCAGGGCUGCCGGGCCCUAAGGGCAGGGACGGCUACGGCUCCCCUGGCCCUGUGGGGGAGAGGGGGGCCCCUGGUCCCCCAGGGCUGCCUGGCUUGAGCGGAAGACCUGGACCUAAGGGCAGUGACGGCGUCGUUGGAUUCCCCGGCACGAAGGGAGAGAAGGGCUUAUCAGGUCUUCCAGGUCUUCCAGGAGACGACUGUGACCCCAUUCCAGGUCCGCCAGGCUUGCCAGGUCCUUCGGGGUUGAAGGGCGACAGAGGCUUCGACGGCAGGGACGGACCUAAGGGAAAUCAGGGACUGCCGGGUCGCCCUGGUAUCGACGGCUUGCCAGGUCCCAUCGGCGACAAGGGCAGUUCAGGUCCGCCAGGUUUCCCAGGUCCCGCAGGACUUAAGGGGAGUAAGGGAGAACCAGGUUUCCCUGGGAUUAAGGGCGAGAGAGGAUUUAAUGGACAGGAUGGCCUCCCUGGCGCUCAGGGUGAAAAGGGCGACCAGGGCUUCCCCGGCGCCCCAGGCCAGCCCGGAAUCGACGGGCUGAAGGGCACGCAGGGCCUGCCCGGGCCGAGGGGCCCCGUGGGCGUGCCGGGCGUGACCAUGAAGGGCGAGAAGGGGCUGCCCGGCCUGCCUGGCAAGCCGGGGCGCAACGGCUUCGACGGCCAGCCUGGCCCUAAGGGCGAGCUCGGCUUCCCUGGCCUUCCGGGACAGAGGGGCGCGCCCGGCAACCCCGCGCCGCCGGGUCUGCCUGGGCCCAAGGGCGACAGGGGCUCCGAGGGGCAGCCGGGCCUGCCAGGGCAGGACGGGCGGCCUGGGCCCGUGGGCGAGAAGGGCUUCCAGGGCCUGCCCGGGGAGAAGGGCCUGCCGGGCCCCCCCGGCCUGCCCGGCGCAGCUGGACUCAAGGGCGACGUAGGGCCCGUGGGGCCCCCGGGGCUGCCGUGCCCCCCGGGAGCCAAGGGCGAGAAGGGCAACAGCGGCCUGCCAGGCCUCCCGGGCGAGAAGGGCAUCCCCGGCCCCAAGGGCUUCGCCGGCAUCCCCGGCCUCGUCGGCCGCCCAGGCGCCCCGGGCUCGAAGGGCGACCCCGGCCUGCCCGGACCCGCAGGGCGCCCCGGCAUCCCGGGAACCAAGGGCCAGAGGGGCCUGCCGGGCCCCCAGGGCCCCAUCGGCCCCGUCGGGCCCAUCGGCAGCCCGGGCAUGGACGGCAUGCCCGGCGAGAAGGGCCAGCGCGGCUUCGACGGCCUGCCCGGGCCCGAGGGACCCAGGGGCAUGAAGGGAGACAGGGGCUUCGACGGCGCCCCCGGACUGCCGGGCACGCGAGGCUUCGACGGCAACAAGGGAGAGCCAGGGAGAGCCUGCUCGGAACAAGAACAAUAUUUCUCUGGCACUCUGAUCGUCAGGCACUCUCAGACGUCGAUAGUGCCAAGGUGCGAGGCUGGGCAUUUCCGGCUCUGGGAAGGCUAUUCGCUCCUCUACGUCGAGGGGAAUGAGAAGGCGCAUCACCAGGAUUUGGGCCUGGCCGGUUCCUGCGUCCGCCGCUUCAGUACGAUGCCCUUCAUGUUCUGUGAUUUCAACAACGUCUGCAACUAUGCAAGCCGCAACGACAAGUCCUAUUGGCUCUCGACUAACGAUCCUAUCCCUAUGAUGCCCGUCGCUGAUUCGGCAAUUAGGCCCUAUAUCUCCAGGUGCGUGGUGUGCGAGGCUCCUGCCAACGUGAUCGCGGUGCACAGCCAGGCCCUGAGCAUCCCUGACUGCCCUAGCGGUUGGACGGGUCUGUGGAUCGGCUACUCCUUCGUCAUGCACACAGCCGCCGGCGCCGAGGGAGGCGGUCAGUCCCUGAGCAGCCCCGGUUCCUGUCUGGAGGACUUCCGCGCCACGCCCUUCAUCGAGUGCAACGGCGCCCGCGGAACCUGCCAUUACUUCGCCAAUAAGUUUAGUUUCUGGUUGGCGACGAUCGAGGACGCGGCUCAGUUUUCGCGGCCGGUGUCGGAGACGCUGAAGGCAGGCAGUUUGAGGACGAGAGUGUCCAGGUGCCAAGUUUGUAUUAGGAAUUAGGGAUUUUAAGGGUGUUUUUUAAGGGUGUGUUUUUAAAGAGGUGUGUUUUUUGUGUUUUUUUUUUUAAAGGGUGUCUAAGAGGAAAUGCGCUUUUGAGGAGAGGGUUGUUUUUUAUGAGGAAAAGUUUUUUUUUUUUAAGGAAGGUUUUGGAAACGUUUGGAAGAGUUUUAAGGGUGUUUUUAGGGUGUUUUAAGGAUUUUGAUGGUUUAGGUAAAGUUUGGAAGGGUUUGAGGAAGAUGCGAGGAAGGAGGAGGAGGAGAGAGGGAGGAGGAUGAAUAGGAUAAAAGGAGAUGAAAAUAGAGAGAGGGAGAGAGAGAGAUUAGAAAUGAGGGGCGAAUAACAGUCGAUCGUUGUGCGAAUAAGGAUUGAAAAAAAGGACUAAACACACCUUAAAUAAUUCCAUUAAAAAGACAGAAGGAAACGAUAGUGAAAGGAUGGAUAAGGAUAGACAAGGAUGGAGAGAAAAAGAUGGAUAGGAUAGUGGAAAGAAAAGAGAAUCAGAGAAAAGGAUGGAUAAGAAAAGAGAGGAUUGAAAUUAAGGAAAAACUGCUCGACCAAAUUAGCGAUUUUUUUCCGCCUUGGUUUAAUGUAGCGGUUUUUCGCUUAAUUAAUUUUUUUUUUCUUCAUUUUUUUUAAGGGGGAAAUAUAUAUAUUUUUUUCUCUCUUUCCAAUUUAUAUGAUAGAAUGAAUUCAUUUAAUUAAAUAAAUGAAUGUAAAAGAGAGAUUAAAGAUUUAAAAAAAAUAUAUUAUAUUAAUUAAUAUAAUAUAAUAAUUUUAAUUGAUAUUUCCCUUCUUUUCUUAAUUAUAAAAAAAAAAAUCCACUUCAUUUUUUUUUUUGGAAAAGAAGAAAAAGAAAGAUAUUUUACCAGUGUAAAUAAAUGUUCUGAUUUUAUCUAGUCUAAUUUUAAUUCAACUUUUGAAUUUUUCAUUUUUUUUUUAAAUAUAUAUGUAAUUUUUUUUUCUCUCCUUUCUAUAAGUGAAUAAGUUUUUUAAUUAAUUUGCAUAUUCUUUACCCCUCCAAAAAAAAAAUAAUUAAUUAAUAAUUAAAUAAAUUGUCUUGCUCAAAUCCUCCUCUCAAAAAUUGGUAUUAAUUAAUUGCUAAUGAAGUUGAUUAAUUGUAUUAAUUAAUUGCUAAUGAAGUUGAUUAAUUGUAUUAAUUCAUUGCUAAUGAAGUUGAUUAAUUGUAUUAAUUAAUUGCUAAUGAAGUUAAUUAAUUGUAUUAAUUAAUUGCUAAUGAAGUUGAUUAAUUGUAUUAAUUAAUUGCUAAUGAAUUGCAUUAAUUGUAUUAAUUAAUUGUAUGAAUUGCAUUAAUUGUAUUAAUUACAUUCAAUGCAAUAAAUAAUGCUGAUUUGAUUAGAUGCUUCAUUGUUGCAAGGAUAGAUUGCAAGAGAGAGAGUCCACAAUGGUGCUUCCAUAUUUUUUUUUUCUUUUUUUUUUCUCUGAUUUCUCACGAUAAAAAAAAUGAAAUUAUAAUGAUUUUAAUAAAAGAUAAAAGUGAGGAAAGCAAUAUAUAUUUUUUUUUGUUUUUUUUUUUGGGUUUUUUGUUUUUUGUUUUUAAGUUCCCGUUUUCAUGAGUUUUCGGGAUAUAUUUAAAAAUAAAUAAAUAAAAUCGUUGGAAGAAAAAUAGGAUUAAAAAAAAAAAUCAUUAAUAAAAAUAAGGUUUUUUAAGAAAAAUCCUUAAUAAGAAAAUUUAAGUUUUUUUUUUUAAUGCUAUUUUCACGAUUUUUUUUUAAAAAUGUAGUUUUUUAUUUUUUUUUUUGAUUUUCCAAUUUUCAUCUUUCGUAAUUUUAAGAUAAUUUUUGAUGUUGUUUUUCCACGGUGCUAAAUAAUAUUUUGUUUUUUUGUUGUAGGUUAUUAAAAAAAAAAGAUAUAUAAAUAAAUAAAAAAAAAAGUUUUAGAAAUGAAAAAAAAAAAUACAAAACAAAAAACAUAAUCUUUUUAAAAAAAUAUAUAUCAUUUUAUGCACUGCCAUUUCUAUGAUAGAUUUAAGGUCAUAUUUCCUAUGUAAUAUUAUAAAGUUCGUUAGGAUAAUACAAUCUAUUUUUUUUUGUAUAAUUAUUACUAUUAUUACUAUUAUUAUCAUUACUGUCGACUCAGAAAAAAAAUAAAGAAAAUUUUCAUAAUUAUUAUUAUUCAUAAUUAUUAUUAUUAUUAUUUUAUAUGUGCCUCUGUCACUGCCAGUUAUAUUUUGUAUGUGUUUUCAAUAAAGUCUAAAUGAUGUCAGCUUC